UCUUGGGAUACCGUGAUAGCGGUCGUGAAAGCGGUGUAAUCCGAGGGUGACAUUGGAAUAACGUCUUAACCCAGUUUGGAAGCAUAGAGAUGGAGGAAGAACUAGAGAAGUUUCUGAUGGAGCAAAAGGAGAGGGUGGCCAAGGACAAAGCCAGUCUGUUGCUGCAGGAACCUCCCUAUAUGGAGAUCAGGAGGAGAGGUGUGAAAUUUGAUGAGCUGAAAGAAAACAUUACCCUGCCAUCACAGAAGACAACACACAACAAAGAGGAGUGUGUACGCUUGAGUUUACCUCUAGGAGAGGAGUAUGAAAGAAAAAAACAGCAACUCCAACAGGAGCUGAGGCAGGACUACAGGAAGUACAUGGUACAGAAACAGUGUGCUGAGGACUCAGGAGUAUCCUCUGGUCUCAAACUACCUCCUAAGAUGAAGGAUGCUGCCACUUUGACUACUACACGCCACACAGAGCUGGGCCCAGAAGGCUGUGUGUGUGUGUGUGAGGGUGUGUGUGUGCGUGCCCCUCAGUCCCAUACACACAACACAGGAGUGAGGUCAGGGGGACUCAGUAGUGAGGCGGAGCUUCAGAUCAAACCCAGCAGACGCCACCUGCAGCAGAGGGAGAGAGCACUGGAUGUCAGAGCGUCAGGCGAACACACUUGUUCUACCUGCAAACAGUGGAAAAGGCAGCAGGGUUUGUUUAGAGGUCACCUGGGUGACGAUACUGAGGAAGAGGAGGAGUGGGCUCCCCCCCAGGAACCACGCUUGGCAUUCCAGUCACCCCAUCAAGACUACAGAGUGCAGUGUGUCCCUCCUGGGCCUCCAUCCAUGCUGCAUGGACUGCAGAGACCACCAUAUGAUGAAGUGUACGAUGCCUAUUACUAUGGCUCAGUCCCACCACUGCUUACUGAAGGACCUUAUCUUCCCAGUCAUAAGUACAGAGAAGCCAACGCACAUGAUGGAGUCCCUGCUCUGGGGGUGUGUUCUUCAGUGAAGAGUAGACCCAGCAAAGACGCAGACAUCGCUUACAGAGAAGCCCUCAGGCAACAGAUAGAGGAGAGAGCCCAGCGUAAGCGUGUUGACCGUGAGCAGAGGUGCGAGCAGGAGGCCCGUGAGCAGGCACACUUUAGGACCCAGCAGCCCUGGGGCCGCGGUGGAGGAGGAGCUCCACUCAGGGACAUCACAGGGAACCUCAUCACUGAUCUGAAUCAGAUGCAUCGGCUGAAUGAAGAGGCUUACAUCAAUGGCAGCAAGUUACAGCAAGCCUCAGGUAAGGGGCGUUCACACACUCCUCAGCUUGCCAGCUUGUUUUCUGAGCUUCCUUCAAGUAGUCAGCAGCUGGAACAGGACAAGUACAAAGCCUACCUCAAGCAGCAGAUUGAGGAUAAGCGUCGGAGGAAGGCAGAAGAGAGAGAGGGAGCGAGAGAGAGAGCAGGAGGAGAAGGAGGAGAGGAGGCUGGCUGAGCAGAGAGAGAGAAUCCAGAGAGAAUACCAGGAGGAGGUGGAGAGGAGGAG
This is a messenger RNA of Alosa sapidissima (American shad), 1508 nucleotides long. RefSeq names its product centrosome and spindle pole-associated protein 1-like. NCBI's taxonomy places the organism in Eukaryota, Metazoa, Chordata, Actinopteri, Clupeiformes, Clupeidae. Gene Ontology annotation, cellular component: spindle pole; microtubule; centrosome. The transcript has 15 exons. The record is from RefSeq and is a predicted model, not a curated record. Bases 90 to 1457 code for a protein of 455 amino acids. Gene Ontology annotation, biological process: positive regulation of cytokinesis.